AUGAGUCACGCUUUGUUCCCCUAUCUUGUGAAUGUAACACCUGCAAAAGCGAUUUACUUCAAGCCUCGAAGUUUUCUGGAGCUGCCAAGCUAUCAUCAUCAAGUGUAUUCAUUAAUUAGUAGUGAAAUAAAAGUUAUAGAAAAUUGGCAUAAGUUGUUGCCAGCAAAAGUUCUGUGUCCGGAUAAUGACACGCAGGUUGCGUCGAACAAUCAAGGGAACAGGGCAGAUAAUGUCCCAAGGAUAUUCGCCAUGUUCGAUGAAUUUCAAUUGACUGAUAAACUUUUCGAAUUUCAAGUUGAAAUUUAUGAAAAGACCAUCGCAGAAGAAAGGAUUAAGAAACGCUACGGUUUUGCAUUGGUAUUUAUCGAUAGAUUAGAAAAUCUAAUUAACAAAAAGAUCGAUUACAACAGAAGUGUCCGCCGAUUCGACCCCCAAGAAAGAGAACGUCCAUUAACAUCAAGAACAACUAAACAUCCAACCGAAGAGGCACACUUCACCCUGAGUGGAAACUCACGGUACACCUCAACCCUUACUUAUGUACAGCUUACUACAUCAACAGGGGAUGUCCAGACCAAAAUAGGCGAUAAAUCAAGGAUGUUUUAUCAUCCAAAAAUUAUGUAUAAAAAGAGCUCCGAUUUACCGAAAACCUUGAAUUGUAACUCGCACAAGUCCAACAAAGAUGAUGCACGAGAUACUAAGCGCUGCUUACGUAGAAGGAGUAUGGGCAGCGUUGAGAGAAGGAGACCAUGCAGAGGCACUCGAAAGGAAUUGAAAGAAGGAAUUGUUGAUCCUACUCAACUACCGAAGCAAAGUCAAGCCACGGUUUCUCUACGAAGUAUGCACGCCUUUGAUCAUCAUCGUCCACUUAUAUGUGCUGUUGCACCAUUUUUUGUAAGAACCGAAAAGUAA
Messenger RNA from Clunio marinus, 909 nucleotides. The record is from the annotation of a GenBank genome assembly. NCBI's taxonomy places the organism in Eukaryota, Metazoa, Arthropoda, Insecta, Diptera, Chironomidae.